Molecule: messenger RNA, 7716 nt
Organism: Calliphora vicina (urban bluebottle blowfly)
Lineage: Eukaryota; Metazoa; Arthropoda; Insecta; Diptera; Calliphoridae
Gene: raskol
Product: Ras GTPase-activating protein raskol
Exons: 7
Coding region: 28-6699 (2223 amino acids)
Biological process (GO): regulation of GTPase activity
Source: RefSeq, a predicted model, not a curated record
AACGUUAAAAAUUCAAACUAAAAGAAAAUGUUGCAGUCUUUGGAUACUUUAUCUUUAAAUCGUUCCAAUACCUCUUUGUCUUCUGUUACACCCUCUACUCCCAUCACCAUAACUUCAUCAGCAUCAUCGGAGGAGAAACAGCAACGUAGAAGGUCUACAUUUUAUGUGCCCUUAGUUAUAGAGGACGACGAACCAGAAACUUCCUCAAAUUCCGCCCAACAAAACGACGAAGUUGAUAAAAGCUCCAAUAGCGGUAGUUUGUCCAGUUUAGCUAGUCAUUCUACUAGUAGCAAGGAUUUUAAAAAUUCUAGCAAUAUCAGUUUAAAGAAAUCCUCUUCUACCAUUUUGAAACCCCUUAAUAUUAAACAGAAUUCGGGCUCUCCUAGAAGUGCCACCACCUCGGUAAAGGUAACCACUUUAUUGUUUGAAAGAGCCAAUAGUACUUUGGGUUUUAGCACCACAUCUUCCAACUCCUCUAACGCUUCUUCGGGCUAUAGAAGUGGCAGUUCCAAGAGUUCUAAGAAAAUGGCUCCUCCUUGUGGUUUCAACUGGAGUUUAACGGGAGUCACUGAUGACAUGUCUGCCGAUUUGGAUGAGGACAGUGAUGCAGCAGAAUUUAUUAUAGCCAUGCAUAAAAAUAAAAGCACCAAAACGUCUCCUCUCAAUACACCUUUAAAAGAAACCACUUCUUCCAGCUCAUCUUUAAGCAGCACCAAAAGAACUAGCAAGACUUCUUUAAGUUCGGCAAAGACCACAUCCACCAAUCGUUUGAGUUCCAUAAGCAAUAAAUCUCUGCUACAAACCACAUCUAACAAUCAUUCCACACCCAUAGCCAAACAAAGAGCCCAGUCUCAAUCUACAGCACGCACUAAACGCUAUGGCAUAGUGCUUAAUGGUCUGGAUGACAGCAAUUCUCCUCGAAGCUCUUUGGGUUCCGCCAUAUCUGAACAAUUGGCCACCACAGAGGCCCGUAAAUCCUCUAGUUCUUAUAAGAGCUCUAACUCCUCCAACAACAAAUGGUCUUCCCCGGCUCCGCGAACCCAAUUCAAUGAGGAAAAUGAUAUAGUGGUAACCCCCAGCUCCAAUACAACGUCAUCAAUUCAUAGCACACGUAAUAAUAGUGGCUCUCAAACAAACCAUAAAACCAAUACCAAACAAACCCCUGUAAAAAUGAGAGACAACAGCCAUAACUCGGCUCUUAAGUCAACACCAACAACGCCAGCAACACCAAUACAAAAUUGCAAUAAUGAAUACGAUGAUGACGAUGAUUCAGAGAUAAGUCGCAUGCAGACCAAUACAUCGACACCCAUUAAAAUGAUGAAAUCACGCUCGCGUACGAACAUCUUAUCAGUACCCUCAUCGUCGUUGUCGUCGUCGUCUACCUCUAUGGCGUCUAAACAUCUACAAAGCUCUGAGCAAAAUCUAAUCAAUGUCGCCAAAAUAAAAGCUUCAACUUCGUCGUCUACCCAUACCAAACAAACUACCCAUACAACCACCACCACAAACAUUACAAAAACAACGCAGGGCACCAAUAUUGUUACCUCUACACCUUGUGUUUUGCGAAUAAAAUCGAAAACUUUGCCGCAAAAUCUAUCGCCCUCAGUUGCUUUAAAACAAGGUGAAGCAUUAGAUCACGCCGCUUCGUCGUCCACCGGUUCUCACACACAAAAUAAUUCAGCAAAAACUAAAAAAUCGCCCCUGGAAACUUCAGCCUCAUUGAAUCGUAAAUUUGGUGGCAGUCAGGCGUGUCAUUUGAAUCGUGAUACUGCAAAAAAUGCCAAAUCAAACGCGGUUAAUACCAUUAUAACAACAGCUUUUCCACCCAAGAACUUGUUUCUGCUGAAAUCCACACCAAAACUAACCAAUUCUAUGUCGUCUUCCUCGGACAAUUCGCUGACCUCACCGCCCGCCAACAAUCCCAAAAACUAUCCACCACAUCCCCAUCAAAUAACUUCACCCGCCAAGAAAUCACUGUCAUUCAUACGUCGCGCUCAUUCAACCAAAUUGUCGCGCAGCAAUUCGCUUCUAAAGUCCAUAGCUUCGCAACAUCAACAGCAAAUGCAGGGCACCAAUGGCAGCAUUAAUUCCGGCACUGCCGGCUCGGCCUUCUGUAGCGGCAGUUGGGGCAAAGAUUUCUAUAUGCAAUAUGAUGUGUGCCCUUUGGCGGUGGAUGAAUUGGAUUCGUAUUUUCGCGCCGAAAAGUGUACGGAAUUGAUACGCGAACGUUUUAAGAUAAUCGAUGUUAUGGCCGCGGCUAAUGAGGAGAAUUGUUCGGCUACGGAUACGCUGAUACAGGAUAAUUCGAAUGCCUCGUCGAUGGGAGAGGGUACUAUACGUAAUAUUGAUAGUAGCUGUAGUAGUCCCUCGGAUAAGGAGCAGUCGCAACACGAACACAAUCAUCAUCAUCACCAUCAGCUGGAUGAUGAUGAUGACGAUGAUGCUGGACAUCAUUCGGAUACUUCAUAUGAAAAAGCAUGCAGGCGUGGCUCAGCACCAGCGACACCCAUAUUGGGUCAAAAACAAAAUCAACAGGAGAACAAUACAACUUCAAGAUUUACAAAUUUCUUUUCAAAAAGAUCGAAUCCUUUAAAACGUACAAAAUCUGUGACCAAACUUGAACGCACUAAACGAGGUUCAGGCGGUUUACGAGGCUCUCGUUCUCAUGAAAGUUUACUUUCCAGUCACGCUGUAAUGUCUACCAUCGAUCUCUCUUGUACCGGUGCUGUGGGUGUGGCACCCGUUCAUCAGUCCGUUUUGGGACGCCGCUACUGUUUCCAGGUACGCGGUGGACCACGCGGCGAACGCUAUUAUUCCUGUGGCUCACGUCAGGAACGUGAUCUCUGGAUAUAUUCGUUGCGCAAAUCGAUUGCGCCGAAUGCUGAACACACCCGCCACACAGACAACUCUCUGAAAAUGUGGAUAUACGAGGCCAAAAAUCUACCACCAAAGAAAAAAUACUUUUGCGAACUCCAUCUCGAUAAGACCCUCUAUGGUCGUACUAGUGUUAAGCUACAAACCGAUUUACUCUUCUGGGGUGAAUAUUUCGAUUUUCCCGAUAUACCCGACAUUAAUGUCAUCACGGUGAAUGUUUUCCGCGAAGUGGAGAAGAAAAAGAAACGCGACAAGCACAUGUUCGUGGGCUCGGUUAAGAUCCCCAUACACGAGGUGACCACACGUUUGUUUUCCGAAGAUUGGUAUCCAAUACUCAGCGAGAAGAAUGAUAGUCUUAAUCGUAAUGGCAAAGAGGUUAUACCCACGUUGCGCAUUAAGUGUCGCUUCCAGAGUAUUGACAUUUUGCCAAUCAAUGUGUAUGCCGAUUUCUUGGCGUACCUCAAGGAAAACUACAAGAAAGUGUGCGAAACCUUGGAACCGGUUAUUGGGGUGAAGGCCAAAGAGGAUAUAGGCCAGUCUUUGGUGUUGCUAAUGCAUGCUCAAGGCUUGGCGGGAGCCUUUUUGACCGAUGUUGUGGCUUUGGACUUGUUGCGAGUGGGCGAUCAACGUUUAACCUUCCGCGGCAAUUCGUUGGCCACCAAGAGUAUGGAGGCAUUUUUGAAGCUGACCGGUGAACAGUAUUUGCAGGAUACUUUGGCGGGGCCCAUUAACGAAAUCAUACAAUCGGAUCGUGAUUGUGAGGUGGAUCCUACCAAAGCGACUGGUUCGCUACAACGACAACAGGCCUCUUUGAGAGCAGCCGUGCGCAAUGCUUGGCAGUGUAUUUACGAGUCCAGCAAGCAUUUUCCACCGCAAUUGCGCAAUUGUUUUGCCACGUUCCGUGAAAGACUAGAGCAAUUGGGCCGCCAGGAUAUGGCCGACAAUUUGAUAUCGGCCUCCAUAUUUUUGCGUUUCUUGUGUCCGGCCAUAUUGUCACCCAGUCUUUUUAAUAUAACCAAUGAACUCCCCUCCUCCCGUGCUACCCGCAAUUUAACUUUGGUUGCCAAAACCUUACAAACCUUGGCCAAUUUUACCCGCUUCCAGGGUAAGGAGAAUUUCAUGGAAUUCCUUAACGAUUUCCUAGAACAAGAGGCUCCCAAAAUGAAAGAGUUUUUACAAAACAUUUCCACCCGGCCCGAACACUCUACCCCCGAAUCUAUAUUGGAUUGGGCUGGCUAUAUAGACCAAGGCAAACAGCUGUCCAUUUUACACAUGCUGCUCAGCGAAAGUGUUACCAAAUUGCCAGAGGCUAGACAACAGGAUCUAGAUCCUUUGCAACACAUUUUAGAUGAAAUUACCAAAGCCAAAGAAAGCAACAAUUAUAUGCAACAUUUACCAAGCCACAACAUGAUGAUGUCCACCUCUUCCACAAGUGAAAAUCAAGAGAAUCGCAAUCCCGAUGAAAUGAUGACUUCUUGCAGUUCGGCAGGCGGUUCAACGGCUGGUGUUGUGCAACAACAGCAGGCCCAAUUGGCUCAGCCGCAACAUGCUGUGGUCACAAAACCGGUACCAGCCGAGAGAGGCAUAAUGCGUGGUGUUUUAACCCCCAGCUCUUUGGAGAAGAACAUAUUCCGCUACAAUGAUCCCACGGUAAAUGGUUUGUUGCAACAACAGCAACAGCAGCAACAACAAAGUCUUACCAACAUGGACAAAAGACACUCGAACUCACAAAGUUCUAUUGCGGGCUUGUCCUACACGGGAGGUUUGCAGCAUGCCCAAAGCCAAAGUUCCAUAGCCAGUUCUUCGCAGCUUAUGAUGCCCGCAGGUGUAACCCAUCAUUGUCCACCUGCUCCCAAUGCCAGCGCUUCAAAUACCAUGGAGCGUUUGUAUUACACGGCUGCCAGUUCAAAUGGCAAUCUCUCCACCGUUAGCCACAAUGGCAAUGAUAGUGAAGUCAGCUCCACCACAGGACAAAUAAGAGCCACCACUUUGCCCCGGGGCAAUAACAAUAAUUACGAUGAAUCCACGGGUGAUUUUAUACAAAUUUCUGGUUUGGACACCAACAGUGCAUUUGUUCGCAAGUCACCUACACCCAUGUUAAAGAACCAAAAUAACCAGGGUGUGGUGGGCAAUGCCGUGAACAUGUUAAAUGCUGCCCAACAAAAACAACAGCAACAGCAAAGAUUGUUAAACAAUUCCACCUUGAGUUUGACAUUGAGCGAUCGUACGCCCAGUAAAUUAAAUCUGGGCAUACCCGAUCAUUCAAGCUCGCCUUUGUCACACAAAAUGUCCAAUUACCAAAGACCCCGGGAAACUAAUCCCAAUUCGAAUAUGCCCAUGAAUCUGGAAGAUUUAGAUGAUCUAUUCAAAUAUGCCGAAGAGCAUGCCGUCGUUGGGGAGGUACAGCCGGCGGGAAAUCAUAAAAACAAAGAGCAAUUAUCGGGCAAAACCAGUCAUGGUUCUAGUUCUGGUUACCAAAGCAUAAAUACUCAAAGUCCUCUAGAGUCUCAACAGCAGCAGCAGCAACAGAAAACAGCAGCAGCUCCAUUGGCCUUUAAGAAUCCCAGCUAUCAAUUGCAAAACACUUCCACACCUUCCUCGCAAACAGCUCACCAUCAUCAUCACCACCAUCACCACCACAAUCAGCGUACCUACAACAAUGGCGGUCUUACAGCCCAUCAACAAUUGUUCGGUCCAGCUGGCGGCAACAAUAGAUCAUCGAAAAAUUCGAAUAGCGGUGGCUUGGUGGCCGCCCGUGCCGCUUUAUUAAAUAAUGCUGCCCCCCUAACGCCCUCCUCCAGCGAGGAAAGACUCUCCAAUGAUAAUUAUCACAAUUAUGCCCCAGUUAACAAGCUUUUAAAGUCUCCUUCACACGGCCAUUUGGAAGCCCAAAGAACUUUAAGUGGUGGCAGUACUUCAUCGGCCUCCAGCUCGAAUAUGCCGGGUUUUAAUACAUCCGCUCAACAACAGCAGCAGCAACAGCGUAUGCCACGCACUAAUCCCCAAUUUAAACGGGAGGAUAUUUAUGCGCCUUUAAAUAAUGGCAGCAAUUAUUUAACAUCAUCGUCGGCCUCCUCGGCGGGUAGUAAUGGUAUUAAUCAUCCAGGUACAGUGGCUAUAUACAAUAAUGCCUCGCGUACUGGCCAACAGCAGCAGUAUGGCAAUAAUGCUGCCUCCAUGAUAAUGGCGGGCAAUGGACGCUAUCAGCGCAGGCUGAGUUUGGAUUCGGCCCGGACAUUGUCGGACAGUUCAACGGAUACAGAAGGCCAUUGUCCUCCCCACGAAGGCAACAAACGCCGUCGCCAGCCACGCACUCACAUUAACAACACAUCAAAUGGUGGUGGCUUCCAGCAUGUCUCCAAUUCCACCGCUCUCAGCAGCUUCGAUCAAAACGGAGAAAUACAAUUGCUGCAAGAAACUUUAGACACUUUGCGUCACACCCUGGAUCGUGAUGAGGCCGAGCUAAGAGAUUCUAGUGAUGAACUGUUCGCUUUACAACGAUGCAAUGGUUUUCAGCAGACAGCCAAUGGCAGCUCGGGAGCCCUGGUGGGCAAUAAUUUAAGUCUACAAUCGGAAUCCACCAUGAGGAGUAUUAUAGAUCGCAGAAAUUUUAUAUUCGACAGGUUGAUAACCAUGGAGGAGGAGCUGAGACGUGAACAAUUGAAAAUGUCGUUGGCUUUGUCGCACAAGCAAAAGGUGAUCGAGGAACAAGGGCAACAGAUAGCAGCUUUAGAUGCAGCCAAUAGUAGAUUAUUAAGUGCUUUAACGGCUUUAAGACAACGUUACGAGACCCAGCAUCAACAGCAGAAUCAACAAGCGCAGCAAUAAAUAAAAUUAAAGGAAUCAUUUUCUAACCUUUUUUAAUAUGUACCACAAAACCUGUUAAAGCCCCCUUUCAUAAGUUUUUCUUUUUUAAAUAUAAUUUAACUGUUAAGUUUAAACAAGUAUUUUUUUAAUGUAAUUUAAAAUUUUAUCAUUAUUAUAUUAUUAUAAUUUUCCCUCUUAAAGAGUGUUAAAUUUUUAAAAAAUUUGCACAUUUUCUAAAGGAAACCAAACAAUUAAUGUUGGGAAAAUAAACUUUAUUAGUUUAUGCUAAAUAUUCUUUACUAAAAAUCUUUUAUAAUUUAAAAGUUAUACUUUACUUUUGUAAGUCAUUUAUAUUUUUUAAUUUUCCCCCCAAUUUCUUUGUUUAUUAUUUAAGUAUUAUUUGCUAACACAAAACAAACAAGAAUUUUUUUUAUUAAAUUAUAAAUAUUUAUUAUUUAAGCCCCCCCUUACAAAUUUUAUAUAAACAUAAAAUAAAUUUAUAAAAUAAUACAACAAAAAUCUAUAUAAUCGUAUAAUAUUAACCUUUAAAUAAAAAGGAAAUUCAUAAAAAAAACUUUAAAAAUUCAAAUUUUUUUUUAGUUUUUUUUAAUAAUUUUAUUGUCAUUGUAAAAAAUUGUUUAUUUAACCAAAGUUUAUGUUUUAUUAUUCAAACGUUUUAACUUUUUAAUUGAAAAGUUUUACAGGGAAACUUAACAACAACCAAGCCCUUUUUUAUAUAAUUUCUUUAAUGUGUAUAUGUUUAUUAACGUUUUAAUUUUAAAAAUAAUUUAAUUACAAAAACAAUAAAUAUUAUUAUAAAUAAAAUAAACAAACAACUAAAGCUUUUAAACAAAAUUUAUAAAUGCUUUUAAAAUCGCUUUUAAUAUAAAAAUGAGAAGGAAAAUUUAAAUCAAAUAUAAAAUUUAUUAAAAUAAAAAACACAAUUAACAAUUAAGCAAUAACCAAAAAAAAAAAACAAACAACAGCAACAAUAUUAUCUAUACAAUAAAAAAAAACACAAAUAUUUAAAACUAUAAA